AUGAAUUAAGAGGACGAUGAAAAAUUUGUAAAUAAUUCCAUAUAUUUAGUUCAUUCAAACUGUUCAAACUCAAUAAAUUGAAAUUGAGAGUCUAAAAAAGUAGAUUAGACUCUAAGAAUUUCAGUCAAAAUAAUAACAUCUAGAAGUAACUCUUAAGACUAUGAAAGUUAAUCAAUUCUCUUGAAUAAUUAAAGAAAAGAAAUGAAGAUUUAGAUAUAGAAUUAAAUAAACAAAUUGAAUCUGCUCAUGAAACUAAAUUGUAGUAGUUUGCCCUAUAAAUGUAAGAAUAAUUGGCAAAAGCUGAAGAAUAAAUACUUCUUUAUUAGGAGAAUGAGGUAAAUCUUAUACUAAAAUCCUUUUUAGAUUAGACUUAUUAAAGAAAUUCAAUAACUCUAAGCCAAGUUGGAAUCUGAUAAGAUUUCUGAUUUGAAACAAUAACUAGUAAAAAUGGAGGAAACAGCUAUUGCUUUAAUUGUUGAAAAAGAAUUUAUUAUAUCUGAAUAAGCCAAAGAAAUUGAAUUGUUGAAAUAAAAUGAAAAAAAUAAUAAUGCAUAAACUGAAAAUAGUUCUCAAAUUCAAAUUUAUGAUAUUUAAGAAUUGGAAAAUAAAAUAUAAGAUUAUUAAUAUAAAUUAGAACAUCAAUAAUAAUUACAUGAAGAAUAAUUGUCAAAUCUAGAAAGGAGUAUCACAAAUAACAUAUUUGAAUCAUUAGAAUUAGAAAUGAAUUAAAAAAAAUUGGUUGAAUAAGAUUUAUUGCAUUAAAUUGGUAUUUUAGAAGAAAAGAACAAAUAUUAUGAAAAAUUAAUAAAUGAAUAAGAAAAAAAACUAAAUAUUUUAAGAGAUGAAAAACAUUAAGAAUAAAUAAUCUAUGAUAAAAAGUUUUAAGAUAUUAGUGAACGAUUAAGAUAUGCAUUAUAAUAACUUAUUAAAAGUGAUAAGAAAUGUGAAGAUGCAUAUAAGUAAUUUUCACAAUUACAAAGAGAAAAAUAAAAUAUGACUAAACAGAAAGAAGAACUUAUUAGAAAAUUAGUUUAUUUGGAAAAUCAAAAUAGAAAACAUACAUAAGCUAUUUAAGAAUAUAAGGAAUUAAUUGAAACUCUUUAAUAAUAAGUUAAUGAAUAAGAUUAAACUAUUUAAGAAUAAAAUGAUCAAUUAUAAAAAUUGGCUAUUCAUUAUGAAUAACAACUUAAAAUUGCUAUUCUAUCUCAUCCAUAAAAACUUGAAUUAAAUGAUCAUGAAAUACCAUCUAAUUAAAAUGCUUUAUUAAGUGAUCUUCUCAAAGAUAGCUAAAUUAGUUAAAAUCAUGAAAAUACACAUAUAGAAGAUCCUAAUCAUUCUAUUUCUUAAACUCCUACUUCUCAUUUAUCAGAUUCUUAUUGCUCUUUUUAAACUAAGAAUAGUUCUAGAAGAAGAGUAGGACCUAAUGGCAAGUAUGAAAAUAUAAAAGAUGCAUUACUUGAUGCUAAACAUACAAUUAAGUAAAAAUUAUUUAUAUUUAAGAAUUUAAAAUUUAGAAAUUUCUAAUCUAGAAUAAACAGUUGAAAUUUUAUAAAAAGAGUUAAAAUCUUAAUUAUUAGAAAUACAUAAUCUAAGAAAAAUGAAAUUAGAUUUUAAAUAAGAAAAAGAAAAUAAAUUAGAAAUAGAAAAAUUAAAAUUAUGUUUAAAUACUAUGGAAACACAUUAUCUAACUACUAAACUGAGUUUAGCUGAAGAAAUUAAUUUCUUAAAAGAUGAACUUAAAAGAGCAGAAUCAGAAGCACUUAAAUCUAAAUUAUAAUUAACAUAAUUAAAUGCUCAAUUCUGCAUUAUGCAAUAAAAAUAUUAAAAAUUAGAUAAAUAACAUUAAUAAAGCUUUACAACUAGACAAAUAACAAAUAUAGAUGAAAAAAGUCCUGUAAAAGGAAGAAAAAGUAUAUUUUCUAUAUUUGGUUGA
Molecule: messenger RNA, 1933 nt
Organism: Paramecium pentaurelia
Lineage: Eukaryota; Ciliophora; Oligohymenophorea; Peniculida; Parameciidae
Source: the annotation of a GenBank genome assembly